AUGCUUGUCGCCGGCAAAGCUCGCCUCAUAACUGUCACAGGGCUGUUGGUAGUGGGCUUCAUUGCCAUCAUCACACUCUCCUACAAUCCCUCCUUCACAGACUCAUCGUCACAGUAUCUCAAGAAAUGGACACACCUCCACAAUGAGGAGCAAGGCUGGCUAGGACCCGCGACUCCCGUGCCUACACAGAAGCAGCCGGGGCAGUCAAGCAGCGAGAAGCAGGAGACGAUCCCUUUCAACCCAGCAGCGCCGAAGGCGGACAACGAGUUGCCGUCAACGAACCCGAAUCCGUUUGCUGCGGUGGACAAGUUUACGGGUCAAGAGACGAAGCAGGAGCACAAGGCACCAUACGGCGGGAGUGACCAUGCACCACCCAGCACAGGAGCAGUGCCUGCUGGCCUGCCUACAGAGGUCCAUGGCGAUCCAUUACACCCGAGCGAUGUACCCGAUAUCUCCAAGUGGCACGAGAUCCGGUCCCAGAGUGUGCCGCAGGGCAAAUACUUCCCCGUGAACUUCUACGACCACGACAACAUCCUCGCCAUCAACCCGAACAUCAUCCCCCACCCACACUACAACGACACCUGGAUUGCCGUUGCGCAGAAGUUUGACCGCGACAGGCCAUACGUAUCAGGAUGGUCAGAAGAGCUAGUAUGCAACGCGCAAUUCGUGGCGGGUGGGAACUUAAGCUGUAACUUGGACACACGCGGCACAUUGACAGUACCUGCGACCUUCAGCCCAAACUGCCACGACAAGCUCAUGGCCUUGAACUUGAACAUCGGCCCCCACGAUGCGCGUGUUGCCUACGGUCCAGACUACCCUUACCUCGUCUACGGCUCGCAAUCCCACUACGCCUGCUUCGGGCAAUGGGCACAAGACUUCCGCCUCCUGAUGGACUGGGGCCUCUAUCGCGGCAACGACUCCGGAAUGGACCCCUUCCAAGUCCCCACCGAAAUCCAACGCCCUCCACCCUGGGGCAACAUGGAGAAGAACUUCUACUUCUUCUGGGACUUCAACAAAACCAUGUACGUCCACCACGACACCGCCCCGCAACGCGUCUUCGCCAAAGUCGAGCCCGACGGCUCCGUCGGUCCAGAUCUCUCAGAACAUGCUCGACCCAGCGACAGCUUCUGCUGGAAGAAACACACAGGCCUCAACCCCCUCCCGGACCCCUCCGUCACGAAAGCCUCAAUCCACCAAGCGAGCAACAGCCUCUCCAUCACCAUGUGCAACCGCGGCGAAUGCUUCCCCAACGCCACGAACACCUUUAUCAUCGAGAUAUUCCAGCAAAAGAUCUCCAACGGCGGACCGAUGCAUGCGCGCUACGAGCCGUUUGUGACGAUGUUUCAGCGCGAGGCGCCGUUUCAGAUGCAUGCUAUCUCGGAGAAGCCGCUCUGGAUUAGGGGACGGAAUUCGCUGACGGAGAUGUUGUAUGUGACGAGUAUUAGCUGGAAGGCUAAGGACAUGAAGUAUGAGGGAUUUUUGGACGAUGAGAUGUUUGUGAAUUUUGGGAUUGAGGAUUCGAGGACGGCGAGUAUUGAUGUGCUGGCGGGCGAUCUGGUGGGUGGGAAUUUGAUGUUGUGUGAUGUAGCGUAA
This is a messenger RNA of Fulvia fulva, 1593 nucleotides long. RefSeq lists its product as uncharacterized. The transcript has a single exon. Bases 1 to 1593 code for a protein of 530 amino acids. The record is from RefSeq and is a predicted model, not a curated record. Lineage: Eukaryota; Fungi; Ascomycota; Dothideomycetes; Mycosphaerellales; Mycosphaerellaceae.